GUGACUACAAAUUGGACAACCUGUCGCUGUUUGGGACGACGAAGGCACUCAGAUGGAUUAACGUGUCUUUCGCUCGCAUGUUAGGGCGGCCGCAGGAAGGGAACGAGGUGGUUCUGUUUAUGGGCUUGCUGAUAGACCUUGUUACCUGGCUGCCGGUUGUUGCACCUAUGUCCAUGGGCAUUCUCCAGGCGGCGUUACUAAUUCUUAUGAGCAAGAUGAAGCUACGAGGUGCUUCUCAGCUGACGAGCCAGUCCAGGCGGCGUCGGCGAUUGCUGCUGUGGGCUGUCCUAGUUGCCUUCCUGAUUGUUUAUGCUCUCUGGUUUAUUGGGCCAACGAAACGUCUCCUGGAUCCAUCCCAGAUCGUUCCAUUUAUUAAAGGAAAGGCAGAUCACCAUCGUUACAGUUUUUAUGACACAAAGGCAUUUAGUAUUGCCACAGCGUCAGCAGAGAUACUAACAAUGGUGGUGGCAGCGUUGCUGCUUAUUUCUAGGCCCCCAAUAGUUGCCAACCUGACAAAUACUCCUUGGGGCCGCUGUCUGCUAUCUCUUGCAAAAGUGAUUUCAGUCUUAAUCUUGGCUUUUGGUUCGGUUCUGGUCAUAUGGCCACCUGCACUUACAACUGGCGGUCAUGUAGUGGACCCAAAUAGUUUCAUCAUAUCAUUCACAACACUGGUACUAUCCCUUGGCAGUCUACAAUCUCCGCUACAAAAUACAGAUAAUCCUAGUAGUCUGUCAGUUGGGCGCUGGAUCGAUGUGAUCCUGCACAUAUUGUUCCUUUGCUAUAUGACGGUGGAAAUCCCAAUUCUUGUUUUGAGUGAUCUUUUGGGAGCCCGUCUAUUCGCAUACCUCGCUGCUGGCUUAUCAUUCAUCCUCUUGGUAGCUGUGCUGCUGAUUGAGAACUUCCUUAUCCCAGCAGCUGUCAUUCAGGUCGUGCUCUCAUCUUUGCGAAUCCAAAGGCUACAUUCUGAUUAUCACCGGCUGUCGAAGGAGGACAGUCCUAGCCCAAACAUGCUGCCAGCUAUUGAAGUCUUCUACGUGCUGGCAAUAUGCCAAGGGUCAUUCUACAUCACGGCAAGCAUCAUCGGGCUCUUCUCCUUCUUCCCACGUAGAAUGCUUGUCCGUCAGUCAAAACUCAGAGGUCAGCAGGGAGCAAAAGCCAUCGAUCUGUACUACGAGUCUGCCUACCUGACAUGCAUGGAAAUUGGCUUGUUUUCUACAAGGAAGACGGUGAGCCUCGCCCGCUUCGCCAAGGAGUCCCUAAGCUCCAAGACAAGUGAUAGAAUACAGCUAGCUGGUGUUCUUAUUCUUGACAGCCUCCUACAUGAAAACAAGGAAACCAAAUCCAGUCAACACUUAAGGACAAAAAUCAUCAGGUCCAAUAAGACAUUGUCCACAUUGAUUUGCAUGCUUGGCUGGGAAGAUGUCAGACACCGUGAUACCAGGCUUACUGCCGCUAGGGUCAUCGCCAACAUUGCUGAUAGACUUACAGUUGCAGAGAUCCCGGGUACAUUGAAGAUGGUGUCUUCGCUCCUUGAUGCCGGUAAUGACCUCCCAGCAGAUCAAGAAGCUUCAGCACAAAUAGCUUCUUGCAGUGGAGGAAAUGCAGGUAGCCAACAUACCGAUGGACAACUGGGUAGGCAUGAUAAACAAGGAGGCUGCUAUUGGGUACGCCGCUAUUGGCAGAGGAUGAAAGACAAGUGGUCUAUUCUGGAGGAGCUGCCCUUGACUCAUCAGGACUCACUCCCCAUACUAGGCAUGGCAAUUCUGGAGAAGCUUGCUCAUGAUCCUGACAAUUGUGCAGAAAUUUCCAGAGCCACGUACCUCAUUUCCAAGAUUAUAGGCCUCAUAAGCUACACAACCGACAGCAAAAGUAGCAACGAUGAGCAGCAGCGUGCAGUGAUAUGUGCAUCGCUGAAUUUCGUGAGGAGGCUUGCAAGCACCGGGGAGAACAUUGGUGUGGAACUUCGGCAACAGCUAUGCAACAACUUCUUUUUACUGAACAACCUCGAAUGUGUCUUGGAGGACAGCCGCAGCAGCCCUGAGAUAAUGAAACUGGUGAUUGAUACCUUGACCAAGCUGGCCUUGGAUGAGGAUGCAAGGAAAGAGAUUGGGAGCUGCAAGGUGACUAUUAGCAAACUCAUGCAUGCAUUUAUUGGGAAGGAUGGAGCAAGCAAUAAUUACUAUGAUCAGUCCCUGCGAAUGGCCGCAGGUGAAGCACUUGCAAACCUUACAAUAGAGAGUCCUGCAAAUUGCUUGGUUAUCUUGGAGGAACCAGGAUAUGAACUUAUCAAGGAUCUCAAAGACAUGCUGUGUGAAGAUGAGUACAAAUACGUCGCGGCAAGUCUACUCCAGAAUAUCUGUACGCAUGCCAAAGAUAAACUGUGGCAUCAAGAUGCAGGCAAUCACCUGUCAUCUGCCUUCCCAAUUCAGGUGAUGAAAAAUAUAAAGUUUGAGGAGGGAAAACACCUGGAGGUCCUAAUCGGUAUCAUAUCACAAAUCUGUGACAUGAUACCGGAACCAUCUAUACAUGAUCAGCUACAGCUACAAACCAACAAAUCAGAGCUUGUUCAGAAGCUGGUGGGUGCACUCAACUCCAACAGAAAACCAAGUCCUGAAUACCCUAGGAUGAGAAGGGUCAUAGUUGAGAUGACGAUAUCAAUUGUGAAAUUAUGUCCUCGCUACGCCACUAUUUUGAGAGAAGGGCGGAUGAUGGAAGCACUGACCAAAAUAGAAAUGACCCCAUCAAAAGUGGAGAAUUACAGGGUCUUUUAUGGCAACAUAGGUGUUGUUCUGGAGAGUGGCCCGUCUUUGACUGCUCUGGUGGCCACAGCAAAAAGGUUAAUUCAUUCUGCAGCUCCACCACUUAAUCUUGAGACCAUGCCUGAUUAAUCAUCAAGGGUGAACAAUAUUUUUUCCUCGAAUACGCAAAAGAUUUGUGCAUCAUUGUAAUUAAAAAGAAGAAUGGAAGCAUACAAAUGACGCGCUUCUGAUAAGCGUCCUAGGAGGUCAUCCUAGCAAUCAAUUUCAAGCGUGAAUAAUAUUCAUACGUGUGGGUGUGGUAAUGGGGUGUGCAUUGUGUUCCAGGCCUUGUGGAUUGUGUGUGGAGAUACCAUGAAUUUCCUCAUAUUAUCUUGUACCCCUGAACACUUUUG
Messenger RNA from Sorghum bicolor (sorghum), 3151 nucleotides. RefSeq lists its product as uncharacterized. The transcript is spliced from 2 exons. The record is from RefSeq and is a predicted model, not a curated record. Lineage: Eukaryota; Viridiplantae; Streptophyta; Magnoliopsida; Poales; Poaceae. The coding region runs from base 78 to 2888 and encodes 936 amino acids.